UUGGUCAAGUCAAGUCAAGUUGUCCAAGUUGUCAUUGAUGGGAAGACACGAAAUAACAUCUUUUUGUCGUGAACUAGAAUAUUCAUAAUUAAAAGUCUAUAUUGAUUUCCCAUCACAAUCUAAAUUUUAGUCCUAAUAACAAGUUCAAGCCAUUCCGUGGCACAGAUUCUCCCUUGAUCAUUGAAUACUGAUACCGAAACUGCACCGAUAAAAAAGAAUACAUUGGCCCCUGGAGUUGUGAUGGAAUCUUAUUUCGACGAUACAGGAAGACGAAAAAUGUCCACAGUGGAGGGCUACAAAUGAUACACGCGUCGGUUCGUGGAUUUUGUAAAGUGUAAGUGAACAUUCUGUUGGUCGCCACUCGCCGAUCGAGUGAUUCUAUGUGCGCGUGACGGUGACAUGAGCACAAACAACAAGAGGCGUGGAGCUAGCAGUUCCAGUUGUGCUGUCCCCGGGGUGCACGCGCUCGUCAGUGUGCCCACCGCGAUGUCUGCCGACCUAGCCUCGCUGUUCGAAUGCCCGGUGUGCUUCGACUAUGUGCUGCCGCCUAUUCUGCAGUGCCAGAGCGGGCACCUGGUGUGCUCCAGCUGUAGGCCCAAGCUGUCAUGCUGCCCCACGUGCCGCGGCCCGCUCGGCAACAUCCGCAACCUCGCCAUGGAGAAGGUGGCCAGUAACGUGAUGUUCCCUUGCAAGCAUUCCAACACAGGCUGCACUGUUACACUCGUUCACACAGAGAAAGCAGAGCAUGAAGAAGCGUGCGAAUUUCGGCCGUAUUCCUGCCCUUGCCCGGGUGCAUCUUGCAAGUGGCAGGGUGGCCUCGACCAGGUCAUGCCGCACCUCAUGAUGUCUCACAAGAGUAUCACAACCCUUCAAGGCGAAGACAUAGUGUUCCUGGCCACGGACAUCAAUUUACCUGGUGCCGUGGACUGGGUCAUGAUGCAGUCCUGCUUCAACCACCAUUUUAUGUUAGUGCUUGAAAAACAAGAGAAGUUCGAUGGCCAUCAGCAGUUCUUUGCCAUUGUACAACUUAUAGGCUCGCGUAAGGAAGCAGAGAACUUUGCGUACCGGCUGGAACUGAACGGACACAGGCGAAGGCUCACUUGGGAGGCGAUGCCGCGGUCUAUCCACGAAGGAGUAUCAUCCGCCAUCAUGAACUCGGAUUGUCUCGUGUUCGAUACAUCCCUCGCGCAGCUGUUUGCGGACAAUGGGAAUCUCGGGAUUAAUGUUACUAUAUCUAUUGCCUAAUAACCGACAUUGCCAUGUGACAAUAGUAAGUACAGACUCAAACUUAUUCAUUCAGUUUUAACUUUUUAAGUAUAAUUUUAAUGAUAUUGUUAUGCCAAUGAAAGGAAUACCAGAAUAGAAAGAGUAUAGAUAGACUAUAUUAUAAUUAUUAAAAUUCGUCAAAUAAUAAAAGUAAUAAAAUUAAAUAUUUUGUGGGACAUGCAAUUUGUAACUGACAUUUCUCAUAGAAAUAUCUAAUCAACAUAAUCCACAUAAAAAUAAGCCAAAAAUAAUUAUUUUCGAUUUUAUUAUUAUUGUGUGUUCAACAUUAGAAAUAAGUAGUGGAAGGGAAUAUCUUUUCUAUGGGCCUCCAGGCUUUAGGUUCUUGACAGACUGACAGCAUUUGGACUGCAAUCCAAAAUUGCAGUUUUCUUGCAGUUGACAUAACUGCUUCACACUACUACUACACUACUAGUAUGGGAAAACCAUGUGAACUGCACACCAACUGCACAGUCAUUUGUGUCAACUGCCCCAUAACCUCACUAAAACUGCAAGACUUAGAGUCCAAAUGUGGACUGUCUCAACAACUUAACAUUAUAAAUUCCUCAUCAAUGAACAAAUUAUAUGAACGAAUUAUUAUUUGUAUAUUCGUGGAAAUGAAGACAUUUUGAUAAUGCAAUGCUAAUUCAAUUGCACCCAAAUCUACCACCAAAGCACUGAACUUUGAUUAUGUCAUAAUUCAUUUCCUCCAGAACAUGUGAGAAGCUGUGAUAGCCUAGUGGUUAUGAUCUCCGCCUCCCAUUUGGAAGAUGGUAGGUUUGAUCCCAGACUCGCAUCUCUAACUUAUAAUAAGUAUCACUUGUUUACUGGUAAAGGAACACAUUGUGAAGAAACCUGCAUGCCUUAAGAGUUCUCCAUAAUGCUUUCAAAUAAUCUCUGAAGUCUGCCAAUCUGCACUUGGCCAGUGUGGUAGACUAUGGCCAAGCCUUUUUCAUUCUGAGAGAAGAUCUGUGCUCAGUAGUGAGCCGUUGGGUUGAUGAUGAUGAAAUGACAGGGUGGCAACAGACUGAAUAAGCUCGUGUUUUAACAAAUUGAGUGCUGGUAGGUCACAAGUGGGCAAACACUCAUAAAAGUAAAGGACAUGUAAAUUAUUAUUAUAUUAUUAAUACUUAACAUCACACUUGCCUCAACUAUAAUAUAAUUCAUAUUAUAAUACAAUCUAAGCAAAGGACCAUGGGUAAAAAUGUAUGAAAACUGUGUCCAAUCCCCAAUAUAGAGUGAUAGCCACCAAGCUCAUUUGGCUUUUAUAUAAUUUUAAUCUAUUGAAGGUUUUCUUCCAAAAAUUAUUUUAACAUCACUCAGUGAACCAGCAAUGUAGAACCAACCAAUGUCAAAUGAGCUCGGUGCCUAUCAUUCAGUGUUAGACACUGAGUUAACAAAGCACCCCACAAGGCUCUUAGCAGUAUUUUUUUAGCAUCACCAAAGUAAUGUAAUAAUGGCUGAAUUCAUUGCUGCAUCUAUGCAGAGAGAAAUAACUAUAGCACUUUGCAUACAAACAUAGUUUGUUUCGUAAGCUACACAUUUUUACAGAAAUCUGACUGCAUAUCCUGGAAUGUGUCUACAAAAUUUAAUUGAAAAAUGAAAAAAAAUGAGUUUGUUAAUAUUAUAAUGAGAAUCAAAUUACGUUUGUAUGGGAAGCACUAGGUUUACUUCUCUAUACAAUAGUAAGAGAGUGCCGCCGUCUUCUAUUGUCUAUUGUAUUCUGUUGUCUUCUCUAAACUUUUAGAGUAUCUGCAUCUUUUUCUUUUUUUAAUAUUGCUAAAAAAGGAUGGAACAUGAAUUUUACAUUUAAAGACUAAAUUUUAGUGCAAGCUACACUGUUGUAAUUUGUUGUGUGGCUUUUUUUUUACCAACACAGCAUGCUACAAAAAAACAAUAGGCUCACGACUGGCAGCUAAAGUCACAAGGUUUGACUGCUCUAAAUUAAAUUUAGAAUUAUCAAACUGUGUCUGUCCUUUUCAUAUUACAUUGGUAAGAAGAGGACGUGAAUACUUUAAAAUUUAGUAGUGCUUGAGCUUCUUUAUAUACUACGACUUUUUAGUCGUUACAAAACAAGCCAGUUAAAAGUACUCUCCAUGAUUGUUACAUAUCGAGUGUGAGUGCAUACUGCUCCAUUCAACUGCCGUGUAUGCCUCGAAAUUAAUAAAUAAUUACAAUUUGAAUUAUUUAAUACUAACACUGCUACAAACAUAAUGACUCAAAAUGGACAGCCCUUAAAUAUAUAUUUUUUUACAUGAUGUAAAAAAAUAAAAAUUCUGUUUAAUGAAUGUAAUGAACUCCAGCAAUUCACUUAGUGCUUACAAACAUAAUGAAAAUUAUUUAAUACUAAGGACCCGCCCCGGCUUGAAAAUAAAAUAUAGCCUAUAUCACUCAGGAAGAAUGUAGCUUUGUAUUGGUGAAAGAAUUUUCUAAAUCGGUUCAGUAGUUCCAGAGAUUACUUUCUACAAUCAAACUGACAAACUUCACCUCUUUAUAAUAUUAGUGUAUACUACUAACAUAAUCAGACCAUAAAACCCACACAUUAUUUAAAUUAUUUAGGAAAAUACCAUAAAACUAUGUAUGUAUUGUAUUUAACAUUAUUUAUAGUAAUGGUUUAAAUGUGUAACAAAGGUGUAGGCAAUGAAAAAACUAGACACAAGUGUGUGAAAGAAACGAAUGGUUGGCCAUGAAAGAAUAUGCGCAAUAUUUAACUGUACCAGUUUUAGUUGAACCUUUUUAAGACAAAUCACCACAUCUUAUAUUUUGCAUACCGUCGAGUCCCUUGACUUCGCCUGCUAAACCAUACUUCGCCUAAUUUUAAAAACAUCGAAAAAUCUGCUAAAGUUGGGAACCGAACAGCUCAAAACCUACCAAAUACAAUACUAGUGUUAUCUACGGCAAUACUAUUCCUGACCAUUUGUAACUAACUUUACAACAAUAGCGACCACAGCCAUUUAUCUGCUGCGGGAAGUGAGAUGUUUUUUUCUACCGGUCAAAAACUUUACGUGCCGCCAAGAAUCUACGACAAGUAUGGCUAAAUUUUAUUGUAAAAUAAACUCACUACUUUAUCGUCUUUUAUGUUGUACAAUUGUUUUUAAUAUAUCUUAUGUAGAUAAUGAGUUACAUCAAGAUUUAUCAACAAGGUAACUGCGACCACCAUGAUGGUACCGUACUUCGCCUAACCCUAGGGUUGUCACUUAAUCUUUGAUAAAUUCAUUUGUACCUAUCAGCUUUGGUGGUCAGGUCCCCUG
Messenger RNA from Maniola jurtina (meadow brown), 4514 nucleotides. Its product is annotated as E3 ubiquitin-protein ligase SIAH1A-like. Gene Ontology annotation, biological process: multicellular organism development; proteasome-mediated ubiquitin-dependent protein catabolic process. Gene Ontology annotation, cellular component: cytoplasm. Gene Ontology annotation, molecular function: ubiquitin protein ligase activity; zinc ion binding; ubiquitin conjugating enzyme binding. NCBI's taxonomy places the organism in Eukaryota, Metazoa, Arthropoda, Insecta, Lepidoptera, Nymphalidae. The record is from RefSeq and is a predicted model, not a curated record. Bases 400 to 1245 code for a protein of 281 amino acids. The transcript has a single exon.